Molecule: messenger RNA, 1135 nt
Organism: Maniola jurtina (meadow brown)
Lineage: Eukaryota; Metazoa; Arthropoda; Insecta; Lepidoptera; Nymphalidae
Gene: PI31
Product: proteasome inhibitor PI31 subunit
Exons: 6
Coding region: 203-1048 (281 amino acids)
Biological process (GO): proteasome-mediated ubiquitin-dependent protein catabolic process
Molecular function (GO): proteasome binding; endopeptidase inhibitor activity
Source: RefSeq, a predicted model, not a curated record
AACGACUUUGACUCCUUUGACUGGACAAUUUUGUCAAUGAUUGGACAUUUUUCAGUUUUGUUUUUUUUGCAUUUUGUAAUUUUACUCACAGACCAGUAAAAUAUUGCAAAACAAGCCAACGUGAAAAAAAAUUGCAAAUUAUAAUAUCACAUAUUGUUGCUUUCAGAAUUCGAUAAUUCAGGUGUAUUUGUAACGUUAUAAUAUGUCUUCCGAUCCUUUAUUUGGAUGGGAUCUAACUUUCAAGACCGUUGAAAAAGAUAUUAAACAAAAAUCUGAUGUUGUUGUUGCCUUUAUUCAUUGGAAUUUAAUAAAAAGAGGUUUUCGCAGUAUUGGAAUUGGUGAUGAGAGCACACUGACAGGUGAUGAGUCUAAAAGUGAACUGCUGCCGGCAGGUUGGAAUGGCAGCGGGAAUUACACUCUGCGCUAUGUGUUUGAAGAGAAGCUGUUUAUUUUGCAUGGAUUAACCACUAAUGGAAAUCUUAUUGUGAAUUUAAUGAGAUCAGUAGACUUGGCAGUGUCAAACAUAGCAGUCACAAUAGAGGAGAUGGUGAACCAAACCAGUGGCUCAAUAGACAAGAUGCUGCCAAACUACAAGGAGUUCAUGCAUAACAUCAAGAGAGACCUGAUUGACACUAUCAUAGAUAAACCCACAAGCACAGCUCAGACUCAAACAGCAAACACUACUUCAGCCACAUAUAGAAAUUCAAAUGAUGAUCCUCUCAGAGUGAUGCCAAGACCCAUGCCUGGAGUUGUUCCUGACAACCAUGACUUAUGGGAUUUGCCGCCGAAUCUGCGAAAUGUCGGCAGAUCUGAUCUGGACCCAUUCGCACCACCUGGCGGUGGAAUGAUCUUUAACCCUUUCGGCCCCAUCAGGGAUAUUGAGAGCCCAGGCUUAGGCAUCCCUGGGGGACUUCCUAGAGGCUCGGUGCCUCCCGGAGCUCGAUUCGACCCAUUCGGGCCGCCAGGCGUCGGGCCUCUGCCUGGCCGGCGUCCCCCGCCGCCCGACGCCGACCACUUCCCGCCACCCGGCGAUAACAUGUUUAUGUAAUAAGGAUCUAUAUCUUGCAUAAGUUUAUCCAUCUAUACUAUAGAAGAAAAGCUAUGUAAAGCCAUCAAUAAAUUUAUAUUAUUUGAA